Symbiodinium pilosum is the source of this 1113-nucleotide messenger RNA. Lineage: Eukaryota; Dinophyceae; Suessiales; Symbiodiniaceae. The record is from the annotation of a GenBank genome assembly.
GUGCGGUUCUUCGAGGCAGUGGCCUUGCCCUUCGGGGCCAUAAGUGCAGUUACGGGGUUCAACAGGGCAGCCCGGGCCCUUCGCAUCUGUCUUUCGCGCCUCCUGCUGCUGGUGGUCUCGAACUUUUUCGAUGACUACUGUCAACUUGAGCUAGAGGGAUUGAAGGUGUCAGCCCGGAACACAGCGGAGGAGUUCAUCGACCUUUUGGGGUGGAAGAUCUCGCAAAGUGGAAAGGCUCUUCCGUCGUUUGCUUCUGAGUUCGUCAUGCUCGGGGCACAGAUUUCCUUCGAGGAGGCUGAUCAAGGUUUCGUUCUUGUGCACAACAAGCCUGGUCGCGUGGAAAGCAUCAGGCAAAUGGCCAAGCCCUUUCUGGAAGGUGGCCCUCCGGAUGCCAGGAUUCUGCAAUCCCUCAAGGGUAAGUUGCUUUUUGCUUCGAGCCACACAUUUGGCAGAUGUGCGCAAGUGGCCACACAAUCAAUUUGCCAUGAUUGUGCUGGCGACCAGGUGGAUUCUACCAGGCAAGCCGUUGCCUUUGCUUUGUCCCUGCUCGGGGAUGCCAAGCCACGCAGGGUAGGGCCUUGGUCUUACUUACCCCCUGUUGUCAUCUUUACCGAUGGCGCUUGCGAGCAGGAUGGCGAGGUGGUUUCUUUGGGCGCUGUCCUGAUAGACCCUUUGUCCGGACGCCAGGAAGUCCUGGGUGCUGAGGUGCUGGCAGUGGUGGUUCAGGCAUGGCGAGCGGGAGGAAAGCGUCAGGUGAUCUUCUUCGCAGAAAUUUACCCCAUCUUGAUUGCCAAGAAAACGUGGGCCAAACUCCUUGAGGGGAGGCGGGUCUUGAUCUUCAUUGACAAUGAGGCAGCCAAGUUUUCUUUUGUGCGGAACUACUCCGCUCAGAUUAAUGCUACCGCCAUGUUGCCUGAGAAUGCCCAACUUGAUUUUCACUCGCAAGCGCUGUGCUGGUACAGCCGUGUACCUAGCAAAAACAACAUUGCUGACGCCGCAUCUAGACUGGCUUUUGAGUCCUACGUGGGCUUCCGCAAAGUGGCACCAAUCUUCAGCCUGUUAGGUGGAAGGGGGAGGAGGCACAGGCAGCUGUGCUUGUGCCAGGUUGAUUGA